Molecule: messenger RNA, 2063 nt
Organism: Cynara cardunculus var. scolymus (artichoke)
Lineage: Eukaryota; Viridiplantae; Streptophyta; Magnoliopsida; Asterales; Asteraceae
Product: LEAF RUST 10 DISEASE-RESISTANCE LOCUS RECEPTOR-LIKE PROTEIN KINASE-like 1.3
Exons: 2
Coding region: 1-2058 (685 amino acids)
Biological process (GO): protein phosphorylation
Molecular function (GO): ATP binding; protein kinase activity; polysaccharide binding
Source: RefSeq, a predicted model, not a curated record
AUGAACUCCCAAUUGCAUUCUUGGUUUCCAUCGUCUCUAAUCAUCACAGUAAUAACCUUGCUGCUUCCAAUCGUGGAAUCACAAGCUAAUUCAAGCCGCCUGCAUGAAUCCAUAUCUCAAGACACCUGCACUGCUUCCUUCACCUGUAAAACUCUUUCUGGAAUCCAAUACCCUUUCUCGAGACGUGAAGAUCCCAUCCCCUGCGGGUAUCCUGGCUUCGUGCUCGACUGUAAUGGCAGCAAUUCACCUACUAUUGACAUAAACAAUAUGACUUACCAUGUUCUCAGCAUCGAUCAAUCGUCCCAGAUCUUGAAGAUCGUUAGAGAAGAUGUAAUGGAGUCGAUCUGUCCACAUGAUUUUGUCAACACCACCAUUGAUGACCAGCUUUUCGACCACUUCUCAACUUACACAAAUCUCACUUUCCUCUAUGGAUGUCCAGAGUCUUUCAAUCUUCCUGGAGUUCAUCUUAACCAGUUCUCUUGUGAUGAGAAUGGGAUCGAUAAAGUUCUGGUUUUGCCCGGAGAAGAAGGCCCUGGAAUCUGUAAAGAGAGUGUGAUCAUCCCUGUUCCUGCUACGGCUAUCGGAUCCACAGGAUUGGUAAAUUCAACUGGUUUGAGUCAGGUUCUCCGGGGAGGAUUUGAGGUCAGGUGGAAGCUGGAUGCAACAGCUUGCAGCCGGUGCACCCAGUCUGGCGGCAGCUGUUUUUACAAUUAUGAUACGAAUAGAACCUCGUGUGCUUGCCCUGGUUCGCCUUCGAUCACAAAUAUUUGCACCAUGGCUAACACAACCCGAGCCAGUUCCUCACCAAAAGAGAGGUCCCUGACUAUAGCCCUUCCGAUUGCAGGUGGGAUUCUUGCUGCCAUUGGCAUCGGCUUGGGAUUGUUUGUUUGCAGACAGCGGAAGAAAAGGCAAGCUAUCAGAGAAGAUGAAACAGCUGAGAACAAAGAAAGUGUGACCGCUGUUUCAAUCAAAGGACUUGCUACGGAUUUUCCGGCCACCAUCACUUCUUAUACUUCCUCAACAACAACAGAGUUUGGAAACAGCAGCUAUUUCGGCACUCGUGUAUUUAAUUAUAACGAACUGGAAGCAGCAACUGAUGGUUUUGAUGAUUCAAGAGAACUUGGAGAUGGUGGUUUUGGAACUGUUUACUACGGUAAGCUCGUGGAUGGUCGAGAAGUCGCAGUGAAGCGCCUAUAUGAGAACAGUUUCAAGCGGGUGGAGCAGUUCAUGAACGAGGUCGAAAUCAUAACGAUGAUGGAUCACGAAAACCUUGUGAAAUUUUAUGGAUGCACUUCAAGACGAAGCCGAGAACUCCUCCUAGUUUACGAGUACGUUGCCAACGGCACAGUAGCCGAUCAUCUUCACGGAAAACUAGCCAACUCGAAUUCAGUAUCUGGUCAUUGGCCUAACUGGACAUUACGGCUCAAUAUCGCAAUAGAAACAGCUGAAGCAUUAGCGUACCUCCACGAGUCCGACAUCAUUCACCGCGACGUGAAAACCAGCAACAUUCUCCUCGAUAAGAGUUUCCGAGUGAAGGUUGCUGAUUUUGGGUUGUCCAGAUUGUUUCCAUUCAACGCCACCCAUGUCUCCACCGCGCCACAAGGGACGCCGGGCUACGUGGAUCCCGAGUACUACCAAUGCUAUCGGUUGACAGAUAAGAGUGAUGUUUAUAGCUUCGGAGUGGUGUUAAUGGAGCUCCUAUCGUCGUUACAAGCCGUGGACACGAGCAGACACAGGCAUGAUAUUAACUUGGCUAACAUGGCUGUUGACAGGAUCCAAAACCGUAGGUUGGAUGAGUUGGUUGACAGGAGAAUUGGGUUCGAGAGGGAUGGUUUGGUGAGGCGGAUGGCGACGUUGGUGGCGGAGUUGGGUUUCCGGUGUCUGCAACAUGAGAAGGAUAUGAGGCCGACGAUGAGAGAAGUGGUGGAGAAUUUAAGAGGGAUACAGAAAGAGGAGUUGAAUGUGCAAAAACAAGAGGUGGUUGACAUUGUGGUGGAUGACGGUAGUAAUCCGCCUUCUUCUGGUUCAGGGGCUACCGGCAACUUGGUUGAGACUUGAGAGCC